AUGAGGGAGAACGACACUCCUAUGGAGCAACAACUUGGAUUAGUGUGUGUGAAAGUGUUAGGAAGAGGGAUUAAUGUAAAUGUAACAGAGGGGAGAAGUACUUCUAUCCUUUUUUUCUUACUAUUAUAUGGAACUGGUUUGCCCGAGAUUGAAGAGGCUACGAGUAACUUUGAUGAAAGCCGAAGAAUAGGAAGUGGUGGAUACGGAAGUGUUUAUUUUGGAGUGUUAGGGAACAAGGAAGUUGCUUCGAAGAAAAUGAGGUCCAAUAAAUCUAAAGAGUUUUAUGCAGAACUCAAGGUGGAGCUUUUGGGAUAUGCAAACGGAGAAGGUGACCUCUAUUUGAUGUAUGAGUACGUUCCAAAUGGAUCUCUCAAUGAUCAUCUUCAUAAUCCAUUACUGAAAGGUCUUGAAUAUAUACAUGAUUAUACAAAAGCACGAUGUGUGCACCGUGACAUAAAGAGUAGCAAUAUUCUACUUAAUGACAAAUUCAGAGCAAAGGUGGGAGAUUUUGGACUUGCAAAGCUGGUAGACAAAACCGAAGAUGAAAAUUUUAUAACAACUAGACUUGUAGGAACACCAGGUUACCUUCCACCAGAGUCUCUAAAGGAGCUUCAAGUGACCCCAAAAACCGAUGUGUUUGCGUUUGGAGUGGUGCUUUCAGAGAUGUUAACAGGGAACCGAGCAUUAUUCCGAGAAAGCCAAGAAGAGAUUAAAAUGAAAUCACUGAUUAGUGUUGUUAAUAAAGUAUUCCAAGAUGACGAGCUAGAGAUUGCCUUAGAAGAUGCCAUAGAUAAGAAUCUGGAAGCAAGCUGUCGGAAGGAAGAUGUCUACAAGGUGAAUUCUUAA
This is a messenger RNA of Vigna radiata var. radiata (mung bean), 846 nucleotides long. Its product is annotated as lysM domain receptor-like kinase 3. The record is from RefSeq and is a predicted model, not a curated record. Gene Ontology annotation, biological process: innate immune response; protein phosphorylation. Gene Ontology annotation, molecular function: ATP binding; transmembrane receptor protein kinase activity. The coding region runs from base 1 to 846 and encodes 281 amino acids. The transcript has 9 exons. NCBI's taxonomy places the organism in Eukaryota, Viridiplantae, Streptophyta, Magnoliopsida, Fabales, Fabaceae.